AUGGGGGGCAAUAUCGGCAAACAGGCCAUGUUAAAAGAUGGAUCUGUACGGACUGUCCAUCCUCCACCUCCUUAUGAACCGAGUGAUGGAAAUUUGAACGAGCAAGAUAAUACCGUCCCUUCUUUGCCCCUCACCAAUAAACAAAUUUCGUCCGGAAGCGUUGGAUCAGAGGUGGCAAAUCAAAUUUUCCAGACCGAUGCAUCUAUAAUGGUCGUCUUAUACGAUUUCACUGCUACACUUGAAUCCCAGCUGACUAUAAAACGCGGUGAGUAUUAA
Dibothriocephalus latus is the source of this 276-nucleotide messenger RNA. NCBI's taxonomy places the organism in Eukaryota, Metazoa, Platyhelminthes, Cestoda, Diphyllobothriidea, Diphyllobothriidae. The record is from the annotation of a GenBank genome assembly.